CAAAGUGGACAUGUCCCAGCACUUAAGAUGGUCUCAGUGGUCUGCAACGACAUGAGAAAUACCGAAUUGUCACAACUGUAGAUAACUUUAUCAUACAGCAUAAUCUCAGCGGAUAGAAGCAGAUCAAAUCGGGUCUUGUAGUUUAAUGCACGUUUGUGGGGCUCCUUGAAGUUUAGAGUUUUGCCUCACAGCGAUAAGUGAACUAUUUAUGGGCCUCACUCACACUUUCUUCCUCCUUUGAAGUCCACAUCCCCAGAUGUUAUCCUUCAGGGUCAGAGACACAAUGUCACGUUGUCUGUUCUGGCUAAUCCAGUGAAUUAAAUAUUUGACUGUUCACCCCAGUCUUUAUCAAAAUAAAAAUCUAAAAAUCUUGCUCACUGGCAGCCUGUAUGGCAAAAGGUCACAGCACCUGGAAAUCUGUGAUGACUCUAAAUCAGCUCUUGUUGAACAGUAAAUCACCUCCUGAACUCUGAGUUUUUGAACUGAAUCCCAGAAGAAGUAAAAUCCGUUAAUAACAAAUUCCGACAUUUAACAAAAACUCUGUGAUCCUAAAGCUCCCCUCUUGAUUUUGCAAGUGCUCUGUUGUUGUAAUCAUUCUGCUGUUUGGCCUCAGUUCAGUCAAAGCACUGAUUGUGUCAUGGAAACACCUCCAUUAUGUAGGAUGCAGGUUUGCGCAGGUAGAAUUAUUGUGCAGGCUGCAAAUAUUUUCCUAACCUGUGGUACCUGGCCGUUCAAAGGCCGCUGCAAUGAGUGAUAAGUCCAUGAAUGAAUUGUGUGAGCCUCCUGCUAGGCUCGCCCCUUUGGACUGUAUCUGUAAUCCUCAAAGUGUAGUUAAAGUUCACUUGCAUUGUAACAAGCCCUAGUCAUGGUGGCACUGCAAAUAACCUCCGAGCAGAAUGAGAGUACAGAGCUCAGGAAUGGUUGUGGAGUCCUGCUUUAGAGGAUAGCGAAGUAAACUUCAUGGCACAGGCUCAGCACUCUGGCAGGAGAAGACGGAGGGGUCACUCUGGGCCUCCGUCCUCCAUGCCUGCUCCCCCAGGCUUCACUCGACUCGAGCAGAAUGAGCCGAUGAACAGUCUGCGUAUCUCUGUCGGAGGCCUCCCUAUGUUGGCUUCCAUGGCCAACACCACUGACCCUCGAUUCCGCCUUAAGUGGAAGCCCAUCGUAAUGGCCGCCGUCUCCCUGGCCUUCGUACUGGCGCUCUUCAUGCACUUGAACUCGGGCAUGCGAUCCCACUCCUAUAGCUCGCAUGGCUGGAAAGGCAGUCACAGCGACACCGAACAGUCCGGUUCCCACUACAAUGACACCUACCCUCUCAGCCCGCCUGAGCACACGCCUCAGGGCACCCGCUACCGCAUUGGGGUUAUUGCAGACCUGGACACAAGCUCUCUUAGUGCCAAGAAGCUGACGUGGUUCAGCUACAUGCGGCGGGGGUACCUGUUGGUGUCCCAAAGUGGUGACAAAGUAGCAGUUGAAUGGGAUGCAGAGAAAGUGGUGCUGGAAAGCCACCUGUCGGAGAAGGGCAGGGGCAUGGAGCUGUCUGAGCUGGUGGUGUUCAAUGGAAAGCUUUACAGCGUCGAUGACAGAACAGGCAUCGUCUACCACAUUGAUGGUGACAAGGCUGUGCCCUGGGUCAUCUUACCUGAUGGCAAUGGCAACGUUGCCAAAGGGUUUAAAGCCGAGUGGCUGGCAGUGAAGGACAAGUACCUGUAUGUUGGCGGUCUGGGCAAAGAGUGGACCACCACUGAGGGCGAGUUCGUCAACAACAAUCCAGAGUGGGUGAAAUUAGUGGGCUUCAGAGGUGAUGUACAACAUGAGAACUGGGUUCCCAAGUACAAUUCUCUGAAAUCUGCUGCAGGGAUAGAGCCUCCAGGAUAUCUUAUCCAUGAGUCUGCAGCGUGGAGUGACACCCUGCAGCGCUGGUUUUUCCUCCCUCGACGUGCCAGCAAGGAGCGCUAUGAGGAGACAGCAGACGAGCGUCGCGGCACUAACCUUGUCCUUAGCUGCUCACCAGAUUUCAAAGACAUCAUUGUAAGUCGAGUUGGUCCUUUUAUUCCGACUCAUGGUUUCUCCUCCUUCAAGUUUGUCCCCAACACGGACGACCAGAUUAUUCUGGCUCUGAAGUCGGAGGAAGAUGCUGGAAAGAUUGCUACGUACAUCAUGGCCUUCACACUUGAUGGACGCAUCCUUUUACCCGAAACCAAGAUUGGGGAUGUAAAAUAUGAGGGCUUGGAGUUCAUAUAGGCUGGGAGACUCCCUCUUGAGGCCACUGCACUGUUGUUCUAUGUUGUUUACAAUCCAGGCACUGCUGAAAAGACUGUACACACCAUUUACUCAUUCAGUUUCAUUUACUCAUCCUCAGUGUGAAUAGAACAACUGUGGGCCGAGACUGUAAAAUACGCUCCUAUCUGGGGUUUUCAGAAAGUGCCAGUUGAAACAGACGAUGCCAGCAAGUGGUGGCAGAACCUCUCCUUCCAAGGCCAAAUGUGGCCCUCAACAGCACUGUAGCUUUUCAAUGAAUGUACAAAACAUUGAUUUAUCAGACUGUGAUUAUUUUCCUCUAAAUCAUACAUUUUCAUGCACACACAGUAAAAUCUCAGAAGGUUAAAGUUUAUUUCCCCUUUGCUCCAUGUCAAAUGGCAUCUUUCAGUAGUCAUCAAACAUAUUAUUUUCAGUGGAAUAACAAAAGACUUGUUUUUAUUCUGUCUAAGACCACAUUAAAAAAUUAAUUAUAUUGUAUGUAAUAUUUUGACUGAGUAAAACUUUGGUUCCUA
Molecule: messenger RNA, 2774 nt
Organism: Scatophagus argus
Lineage: Eukaryota; Metazoa; Chordata; Actinopteri; Scatophagidae
Gene: cant1a
Product: calcium activated nucleotidase 1a
Exons: 4
Coding region: 961-2244 (427 amino acids)
Biological process (GO): proteoglycan biosynthetic process
Molecular function (GO): GDP phosphatase activity; calcium ion binding; UDP phosphatase activity
Source: RefSeq, a predicted model, not a curated record